This is a messenger RNA of Syzygium oleosum, 1473 nucleotides long. RefSeq lists its product as uncharacterized. Lineage: Eukaryota; Viridiplantae; Streptophyta; Magnoliopsida; Myrtales; Myrtaceae. The annotation marks the transcript as partial. The transcript has a single exon. The record is from RefSeq and is a predicted model, not a curated record.
CUUCUGGCAGGGUAUCGUUACUCCUACAGAAGCCAUAACCCCCACGAUGAAUUCGAUCCAUGGGAAACUGAAGGGAGCCACAAUUCCGAGCAGCUGUGCCGUCCAGCCCUUGAUGAAUUCGAGGGAAGAAGAAUGAUUGCUGGUGACCCUUAUCAAAACCCAGGGACCUAUGUCAUGAAAAUCGAAACAACCGUUGAACGCGUCCAUCCAUCCAUGUUCUCUGAAUCCUACAGACAACGCUCUCCCCCAAGGUAUGAGCACCGCCGGAGUUAUGGAGUAGUCAACAACCAGCGGCACGGGCCUUCGAUCCCUAGCAAUGACCGGCCGCCUGUGGUAGAGGAAUUCUUCAACAAGAUCCAGAAUGAAGUGAGCCAACCAUCUGGGUUCAGUGCUCCACGGGUCCCGCACCAGCUCAGGAUCCCCGUCUCCGCAGGUUAUUAUGGCACUACCGGCAACCAGCCGCCUGUGGUGGAGGAAUUCUCCAACAAGAUCCAGAAUGAAGUGAGCAAACCAUCUGGGUACGGUGCUCCAAGGGCUCCAUACCAGGUCAAGAUCCCUGUCUCUGCAGGUUAUUAUGGCACUACCGGCAACACUCAGGAUAGUGACCAUGAGAAGGAACGGCACAAGCCUGUCACCAAUACCAUGAAGGGCGAGGAAACUGACUGUGGUGACCUUAAAGCUGGCAAAAUUCUGAAACCACCGGUGACAACAGAAGGGGUUUAUGGGGCUAGGCCUGGUCAUCCAACAGGGCCCGUGCUACCGAGUCACCAUUUAUCAUCUGAGAGAGAGCGAACCAGCCAACCACCAUCUACGAUCAUGGCUGGACAUUGGGAGAGGCGUGUUCCCAAUAUGGAGCUCAGCAAACCGAUGAACGACAUAGACACAGCAAUGGAGUACCUCAAGAAAGUUCUGGAUCCAUCCUCUGUCAAUACCAUCACGGAUGAAGUCCCUGAUCCUGGUCACUAUAAAGGUGAUAAAAUUCCGAAACUGCCUGUAGCCACAGAAGGUGGUACUGCCGUUAGGCCUGGCCAUCCAACAGAGUCCAUUUUGCCAAAUAAUUAUACCUCGUCUGAGAGAGGAGAGAGGACCAUUCAACCACUUUCUAUGACCACGACAGGAGGUAGGGAGAGGCGUGGUCAUGUUAUGGGGCUUGAACCGAUGAAUGAAACAGGCAAGAUAAUGGAGUUCUCAAAGGAAGCUGUGAAGCCCUCGUUAGGCAGUAAAGUUCCCCAAAAAGAUUCGAUCCUUGAAACAAUCGACAGCAAGGAAGCCAGAAGGCGAUAUGGGAAUGCCAAAUCCUCACCAGAGCAGAAUUACACCACUACUAUUGACAGUCGGGAGGCUGCGAGGAGGUACAAGGGAGAGUUUGUGUGAAAUCAAGAUUUGGAUUGAUCACCUAUCCCCUUUAGCAAGUAACUUGCAUAUGCGUGCACUUGAUAAGGUGCUUACUCUAAAUAAACUGUGUUGCAAUAA